Messenger RNA from Phlebotomus papatasi, 729 nucleotides. It is a transcript of the gene Rala, whose product is annotated as ras-related protein Ral-a. NCBI's taxonomy places the organism in Eukaryota, Metazoa, Arthropoda, Insecta, Diptera, Psychodidae. Gene Ontology annotation, cellular component: plasma membrane. Gene Ontology annotation, biological process: Ras protein signal transduction. The record is from RefSeq and is a predicted model, not a curated record. Gene Ontology annotation, molecular function: GDP binding; GTPase activity; GTP binding. The coding region runs from base 88 to 729 and encodes 213 amino acids. The transcript has 5 exons.
CCUUUGCAAAGCUUGUUUGCAUGUGGCAACUCGAUUAGUUUUUGACAUUUUGUGUUCGUAGGGAAAUCCAAGUGAGAUAUUUCAAGUAUGUCCAAAAAACCAGCAAAUGGUCCUGCACUCCAUAAGGUGAUUAUGGUGGGUAGUGGAGGUGUUGGCAAAUCAGCACUUACUCUUCAAUUUAUGUACGAUGAGUUUGUGGAAGACUAUGAGCCCACAAAGGCAGACAGUUAUAGAAAAAAGGUUGUGUUGGAUGGAGAGGAAGUACAAAUUGAUAUACUAGACACUGCCGGUCAGGAAGACUACGCUGCUAUCCGGGAUAAUUAUUUUCGCAGCGGAGAAGGAUUUUUAUGUGUCUUUUCAAUAACAGACGAUGAAAGUUUUCAAGCUACUCAAGAAUUUCGAGAGCAAAUACUUCGUGUUAAAAAUGAUGAGAGUAUACCCUUCCUUCUUGUUGGAAAUAAGUGUGAUUUGAAUGAUAAACGCAAGGUUCCACUCACAGAAUGCAAACUCAGAGCGCAGCAAUGGGGUGUGCCCUAUGUGGAGACUUCAGCCAAAACAAGGGAGAAUGUGGAUAAGGUGUUUUUUGAUCUGAUGCGUGAAAUUCGGUCGCGAAAAACGGAAGACUCUAAAACAACUAGUGGGCGAGCCAAAGAUAAAUGCAAGAGGCGGAAACUAAAGUUCAGACAGACCAACAAUCCUGAAGAAAUUGAUGAAAUUCACUUUCAUUGA